Messenger RNA from Paramecium sonneborni, 885 nucleotides. NCBI's taxonomy places the organism in Eukaryota, Ciliophora, Oligohymenophorea, Peniculida, Parameciidae. The record is from the annotation of a GenBank genome assembly.
AUGAUUAGUACAAUUAAUAAGGAUAUUAAAGUUUGGAAUUUUAUUAAUCAUUAACUAUAUGAUACUUCCAUAAUUUUGAAAGGACAUUAACAAAAUGUUUAUUGCUUAGUUUAUAGUAAAAUAAGUUAAUGGUUUAUAUCAGGAGGAUUUGAUCAAAAUAUAAUUAUAUGGAAGUAAAUAAAUGAAUAAUAAUGGGAAUCUACAUGUAUUUGUAAUUCUGGAUCUGAAGUUUUCAAUUUCUAUUUGAAUAAAAAUGAAGAUUAACUUUUUUCUAGUCAUUUAGAUGGUUCAAUAAAAAUUUGGUUGGUAAGUAAGGAUUUAAAUUCUCUUUCUUUAAACUAAACAUUACACAAACAUAAGAAAUAAGUAGGCUAGAUAAGUAUUAACGAAGAAGAAUCUUAAAUGGUCUCCUGUAGUUCAGAUAAAAAAAUAAUAAUAUGGGAAUAAGAUAAUAAUAAGAAAUGGUAGUUCAAAUAUUUUGUAAAUAAGACGGUUGAUGAUAGUGGAGAAAGAAUAAUUUAUUUAGAUAAAGAUACCAUUACAUGGAAGUAAAUUUAAAAAGGAAUUAUUCAUAUUUUUCAUUAAGAAAAUAAUAUUUUUGUCGAGAAAAAAGAUUAAUAAAUCAAUCUUAAAGCAAUUGAGUUUGCUGAUUAUAUGUGUUUAUGUCCCUUUAUUUUUAAUAGAAAGAAAUAAAUAUUAAUAAUCAAACAUCAUAAUUAUAUGAAUAUCUUUAAGUAUGAAAAUAGCCAAUUAACAUAAAUUGAAGAACCUAUCCAAUUUGAGAAUUUUUCAUUUUUUGGCAAUUUAACCUAGGAUGGUAAGUUUUUAGUAAUUUGGAUCAGCUAACAACAUUUAUAUAGAGUUUAUUAAUUAUUUUAAGAUUGA